Messenger RNA from Drosophila suzukii, 2314 nucleotides. Lineage: Eukaryota; Metazoa; Arthropoda; Insecta; Diptera; Drosophilidae. The record is from RefSeq and is a predicted model, not a curated record.
UUGGCGCCCGUUCUCAGUUGUGUUUUUUUUUUGUUUUUAAGCGGCUUGUUGCAUUUUUCCCUUUUACAACUUACAUACUUUUGUUUGAGCAAUCAAAAGUCAACAUAAUUCGUAUCAAAAUGUUUAGUGAAAGGGCAAAUUUCAUUGGUCUAUGUAUUUUGCUUAUUGUCGUGAGAGCUACGUAUUCGGUCUUAUCAAGUUCGGAGGGUUCUAACGGUGCCUUUGGAAUUUCCUAUGAUGAAAGGGGCAUCGCUAAAGUAUCCGUUUCGAAUAAAUAAUACUCGGUUCGUUCAUAACGAUUCCAAAUUUGAUUUUGGUUGAGAGGUCCUGCAAAGCCUCCUAGUGUAGAUUAUAUUUCAAAAUUUAUUUUAAAAUCGCAACCUCAUUUUGGACGCCCAGAAUACCAAGAAGUUCUAAUAUUACUCAUUCGUUAGUCCCCCCCUACAUAACCGGUGUUUUUGUGAUUCACAAAGAAUAAAGAAGAGUGCAUUCAGUGUGGUGUAGUGUCCAGCUGUAGACCCAGUUCCAGUUAGCCCGGUGAAAUAUGUCCAGAAAUAGGGCCGCCAUGGUCAGCGCCUUCCGGCUGUUCCUGCGACCCUCGACCACCACCUAUAGAAGUCUCGCCCUCCGUGUGGCCCCCGUCACGACCUUUGCCCUGCACUUACGGCCAGGUCAUGAGCUCCAGCAGCACAGAAGCUUUUCUUCCACGGCGGACGAUGACGAAACGAGCGGUGGCAAAAAGUCGGACAAGCAUAAAAAACCGACGACGGGAGAUAUCACGCGACUCACUUUGACCGAGCUGAGGACGCGGCUAAGAGCCCUCGGACUGAGUGCAACGGGCCGAAAACAAGCCCUAGUCGAACGGCUAGCAACCUCUACAGACUGCAGUCCAGCGAGAGUACCAACAACAGGUUCCAAUUUGUCGUCGGAGGCGUUCAGUGGGGAGAUCGUAAAUAACUCCGGCACGACCCCUGCCCCCAAAAACACUGUUCUACAAAAUGACGACAUCUAUGUGGAAUACGUGAAUGGUAUGCCACAUAUGACUGUUCGGCUUCCCAGUCGCAAUGAACUCUGCCAGUUCGCCCUGAAACCAAUCUCCCACAACGUUGGCGACCUGCUGGCCAUGCUCAAAGCUGAGGACCGCGGCAUCGAUCGAGCUGCGGUGAUCAACAGGCACGGAGUGCGAAUCGCUUCAUCCUGCACCAUCGACAGCUUGCUGGAUGACUCCUUUAGCAUACAAAUCAACAAUCGCACACUGGAGGUCAUUCCACCGAAACGUGAGAGGAUCACAGUGGAAUCAGUGGACAAAGUGGGCGAUGUGCGCAAGGUUAUUGCUCAGCUCUACGAGGCAUUCAAUGUGGGUGAAUAUCAGCUGGAGAAGAGCAAUCAACUUGCCAAAGAACUGGAGACCUUACGCUACGAACUCGAGCCACUGGAAGAGAAAAAACUAGAACUGAGCAAAAAGGCAGCUCGUCGAACAAACUUUAUGACUUGGAUGGGUUUAGGUUUAAUGUCUGUGCAAUUUGGCAUCCUGGCGCGUCUGACUUGGUGGGAAUACUCUUGGGAUAUUAUGGAGCCCGUCACCUAUUUUGUUACCUACGGAACGACAAUGGCAAUGUAUGCCUACUACUGUGUUACCAAGAGGGAAUACAUGAUGGAGGACGUGAAGAACCGCGAGUACUCGCUCACCCUCUAUAGAAACGCCAAGAAGAUGCAGUUUGAUGUGGAGCACUACAACAAUCUGAAGCGGAAGUCGGCGGAGUUGGAGUACAAUCUCAGGAGGAUCAACGAUCCACUCAAUAUGCAAUUGCCAUCGCAUCUGGUACGCACCCAGGAAAAUACGCCACCAACCCUAAUUGAGGAAAAGACGGAGCGGAAAUAAACUUAAGGGCUUCUCAGAAAUCAGUUACUUGACAGGGGAAUAUGGAAACUCAAACUAAUUUUAACUUCCUCAAACUAGAAACGAAUAAAAGUCCGCCUUUUAGCUAAAGAAGUUCAGGUGAUCGAAAUGUUGUAGUCAACGUUUGAAAUGUUUUGGUGGACGCAUCACAUAUUGUUUAAACUCAACUUUAGUUUUUCUCUUUAUGUUAAUUAAAAUGUUUUAGUUGUUUAUUUUACAAUUAAUUAGCCUAAGCCAAAGUUUGACGAUUUGCAAAAACGCACAAGGUUAUUCUGACGCCUGCAGUUUUAAAGCUGAUAGCAUUAUUUUCUGUUUAAUUUUUAGUUAUUUAUUGCAAUGAGAGAUUUGUUUUACGCCUAAGGAAAAUGUGUGUGCAAGUUUUAGCAAAAUAUAUGAAUUAUUUAUUGACUAUUA